ACUCUAUGGGUGACGUCACGGACACUACAACCAUGAGUUCAAUCUGAGUAAAAUACAUUUUACACUACACAAUUAUACACUGAUAUAAUUGGGUAAACUGGCAGUGGGUGGAUCACACAGACCGACACACAAAAACUGACAUUUUCAAAAGAGAAUGACUGGCUGUAGCAUUGUUCUUAAAUAUCUGCAAACAGAUUAUGCUAUUUUUAUGCUUUAGUACAGUCAAAAAAUUACACAGAGCCCCUUUAAGUCAUAAUUUCCAGAGUGAAAAUGCAGUUUUCUAGUUCUAAAAUAUUAGUUCCAAAAUAUUAGUUAUAAACAAAAACCAAAAGUGAAAAUUAAUUUGUCAUGAGGGAACCCUGGAGACUGUUUUACUUUUAGGUGUCUUUUGUAAAUGGCAGAUGUCAUGAUUUCAAAUAAAUAUAUUCUUUUGGUGCAAGUUGGUGAAACUGAUUUCAUGGUCACUUCCUGAUGAAACUGAAUAUCCUCACUGAGAUGUCGUCACAUGUUCAUAUUACUCGAGUGAGCUCCAGAUGAGACAUCAACAGAAGGCACGAACUGAUGAACAUUUAUCAGGAUGUGGGUUUUGAUUGUGUUUUUCAUCAGUCUUAAAGAUCGCGUGAAUGGUAAUCAGGAAGAGGUAAAGACAGUGAUGGAGGGAGACGUUCUGACUCUACAUACAGGAGCUCAACUGAAGAGAGACUCUGAGACAACGUGGCUUUUUAAAAGUGGCAACCAAACAACCCGUAUAGCACAGAUUAAUAAUGGAACAGUUUUUACCAGUUUUGAAGAGAGACUUGCUGGCAGAUUGCAUCUUGAUCAAGAGAACGGAUCAUUGACCAUUUGGAAAAUCAGUACCAGUGAUUCUGGACUUUAUGAAGUAUCAUUCACCAUCACGUUACACAUCUCUGAGAAGAAGUUCAAAGUUAAUGUAUAUGCACCUGUCUCUGUACCUGCUAUUGAGUGCAACUCAUUGGUUACUGCGCACCAAUCUUCAGGUACUUUGAAUCAGUCACAAGCAGUAGAAGAUUUCUGCUCUGUGUUCUGCUCUGUGAGAAAUGAUCGAGAUGUAUUCAUCUCGUGGUAUAAAGGGGGUGAAAUGGUGAAUCAGACCAGCAAUCCUGAUCUCAGCAUCAAACUCAGUUUACCAUUAGAGCUUCAUUAUAAUGAUUCAGAGAUCUACAGCUGCACGGCUGCAAAUCCAGUGAGCAACAAGAGCGUCAGUCUUCACAUGAACGAGAUCUGCCAACAAUGUAAAGAUUGUCUGGAUCAUUGUGGCGUCACUGAAGCUCUGAUUCGACUGGUUUUGUCUGGUCUGGUGGGAAUCGCCACUGUUUUCUUUCUGGUUGAGCAUGUGAGGAUCUCCUCAUCUCAGAGAAGAGCUGCUGCUGCUGUGUGAUCAUAAUAUAUUUUAAUGAGAGGUUGCAGGCUGUGAACUUUGACAUUGAAGGAGGUUUGCAGGGUAAAGAGUUUAAAAUGUAAAGCACCUCAUUUAUUACUUUGGAUAAAGCUAUCUGCUAAAAUGAUAUGUAGUAGGCUAAGUGUGACCAGUAUGCUUUACAGGUUACAUAAAAUGCACACAAACAUUUAUACUAACCUAAAUAUAUUUAUGUGUGAGUAUGAAUGUUUAAUUUGUAUGUUUGGCGGUGUGACUGUUAUAAUCAUUAGUAAUGUGUUAAAGUUUUGCUUGUAACUUUAAUAGCUUAAUUUUGUUCUGUGUUUCAGAGUAAAACCGAUAUUAAAAUAAAAUUAGCAGACAGCAUGAAGAUCCCGUCUUUUUUAAUGAAGUAUGGUUGAUCUAGAAAAAAAAAGUUUUUACGCUCGUCAAUGUUUUUAUUAAUUAAACGUCUAUUAAAGUUUCCUCAAUUUAAUUAUUCAGAUAAAAGUUUGUCAAGAACGCUGCUUGAACAAGAAAUC
This is a messenger RNA of Megalobrama amblycephala (Wuchang bream), 1917 nucleotides long. Its product is annotated as CD48 antigen-like. NCBI's taxonomy places the organism in Eukaryota, Metazoa, Chordata, Actinopteri, Cypriniformes, Xenocyprididae. The record is from RefSeq and is a predicted model, not a curated record. The transcript is spliced from 5 exons. Bases 578 to 1399 code for a protein of 273 amino acids.